Messenger RNA from Oncorhynchus masou masou (cherry salmon), 22362 nucleotides. Its product is annotated as zonadhesin-like. Lineage: Eukaryota; Metazoa; Chordata; Actinopteri; Salmoniformes; Salmonidae. The record is from RefSeq and is a predicted model, not a curated record. Gene Ontology annotation, molecular function: protein binding. Gene Ontology annotation, cellular component: membrane.
ACUCUUAAGUUAGCCAUGGGCAAAUUAAAAGGCAUUUGUGUCCUGCUGUGGAUAUGUGGGUACAGUGCCGUGGCCACCACAGAAGAAGGCUAUGCAAGAUCAGUGAGAGAUGCUGCCAUUCUGACCUCUUGUGACUUUAACCAGGAAAGUGCACCCUAUUGUCAGCUCCAGCAGGACGGCAACGACAACAGUGAUUGGACAAGACACCGAGGUCCCACCCCUACACCAGGAACAGGUCCCCCCGGGGACUACCCUGAUGGCAAUGGGUUCUACAUCUACCAUGAGUGUGACAAUGUGGCCAACGGGCAGAAGGCUCGUCUUCUCAGCCCGGCCCUCUCCUCCACCUCCACUCAGAUUUGUGUCCAGUUCCACUACUACAUGUACGGCUCAGACAACCAGAACCACCUGCACGUGCUGGCCAAGAGGCCCACCUCGGAGGACAAAGUCUGGGAGAAGACUGGGAUCCAGAGCCCCUCCUGGCUUGGAGCUGCUGUCACUGUGGCCAAACCAGCAGGACAGACCCUAAAUAUUGUGUUUGAGGCACAGCGUGGAUUGUCUGCUUCUUGUGACUCAGCCCUGGAUAACAUUGUCAUUAGUGAGGGAGCUUGUCCAGCCUGUCUGACUGGUUGUGACUUCGACACCACUGAUGAUCUGUGCAGCUGGGAGGCACGUAAACCAUCACAUCCUGACUUGUUUGGUUGGGAGCAGUGGAUUGGUCAAACUGACACAGACGGAUCUGGUCCUGACGAUGACUUCUCCAAACCAGGCUUGGGCCAAUAUCUGCUAAUGGACUCGUUUUUUCGUGUCGCUGGAGAGAAAGUAGAGCUGUGGAGCCCUUCCACCACCUCCUCCUCUGGCUGUCUGGACCUAACCUUCCAUUACUACAUGUACGGCACUGCCACCACCAUGAAGCUCAAUGUCCACGCAGUGACCAGCGGAGGAAGCCUCGGUUCCCCUAUCUUCUCCUUGACAGGGAACCAGGGCCAGGGUUGGAAGCCUGCAGAGAUACGCUACCUUGGCUCAGAUAACAUGCAGUUUGUGAUCGUUGGCUUCUACGGUGAGACCCCUGAGACAGACAUCGCUAUAGACGCUGUAUGCAUCACAGAAUGCACAGCACCAACUACAACAAAACCUCCCACACCGGGACCAACUACAUCAGCACCAGGAACGACUACUCCCAAACCCUCAACCCCCAAGCCUUCUACACCAAAACCACCAACCACAAAACCACCAGUGACGUGCCCUCCCAAUGCUGAGUAUAUAGAGUGUGGCCCUGCCUGCAUCCCCAGCUGUAAGGAACCCUCCACCAACUGCACUGGCUCCUGUAUCAGCGCGUGUUUCUGUAAGCCAGGCUUUGUGUUCAAAGGCAGACGCUGUGUCCCCAUAGAAACAUGUGGCUGUCUGGAGGGAGGUGACUACUAUGAGCCAGGAGAGAUCAUCUUUGGUGACGGCUGCUCCAAGCUGUGUCGUUGUGCUGGAAACUACAUCUUGGACUGUGUGGACAACUCCUGCUCUCCCACAGAGGAGUGUCGCAACGGAGCCUGCUAUCCUAAAGACACCUCUACCUGUAUCGCGUCUGGUGACCCUCACUACACCACCUUCGACAAGAAGAAGUACAACUUCAUGGGGAACUGCAGCUACCUGAUGUCAGAGCCCUGUAACCACAUGUCAGUGCCUCACUACGAGGUGCAUGCUGACAACGAGAACCGCUUCAACAAACCAACCAUCUCCUACCUGAAGGCUGUUCAUGUGUACGUGCGUGGGGUGAAGAUCUCCAUCUUGAAGGGAGGCACCGUGCAGUUGGAUGGUAUCAAUGUGAACAUCCCACUGACCCCAGCUACAGGUGUGUCUGUUUUGAAGUCUGGUAAACACUACACUGUAGCCAUGGACUUUGGUGUGACUGUACGAUAUGACGGAAACCACUAUAUGGACAUCAAGGUCAUCAAGGACUAUAAGGACAAGCUGUGUGGACUGUGUGGAGACUACAACGGAAACUCCAACGAUGACUUCAGGAAACCCGACGGUUCUCUGACCACUAACCCCAAUGACUUUGGACACAGCUGGGUCACAGAUCCCAAUUGUAACAAGAAGCCCAACACCACCAUCCCAGGCUGUACUGAUGAUGAACUGGACAGGUAUGAGAGCUCUGGCUACUGCGGCAUGCUACUGGACAAGAACGGACCGUUCGCUGUCUGUCACCCCAAGGUCAACCCCAAUAGUUUCUUCAAGGACUGUCUGUUUGACCUGUGCGAGCUGGAUGGUGCUCAACCCAUCCUGUGUGAGUCCAUCGAGUCGUACGUCAACGACUGUCAGGACCGAGGAGUCACCAUCGGAACCUGGAGGAACAGCACCUUCUGCCCUCUGACAUGCCCCCCCAACAGUCAGUACGUGCCCUGUGCCGCCCCUUGCCAGCCCACCUGUGCCUCCAGACCCUCCACAGGGUGUGAUGCUCCCUGUUCAGAGGGCUGUGUGUGUGACCCUGGUUACGUCCUCAGCGCCGGGAAGUGUGUCAAAGAGAACUCCUGUGGCUGCAAAGGCACCAACGGACAGUACUACGAGCCUGGUGAGGAGUGGUACCUGGAGGACUGUAAGCUGAAAUGUUAUUGUAACGCUCCCUUCGUCACCUGCAAUCCCUCUGAUUGCCCUCCAAUGCACGAGUGUAAGGUCCAGGGAGGAGAGCUGGACUGCUACCCUACAACCCCAACUACAGUCAAACCAACUACUCCCAUACCAACUACACCUAAACCAACUACUCCCAAACCUACUACCACAAAACCACCAGUGACGUGCCCUCCCAAUGCUGAGUAUUUAGAGUGUGGCCCUGCCUGCAUCCCCAGCUGUAAGGAACCCUCCACCAACUGCACUGGCUCCUGUAUCAGCGCGUGUUUCUGUAAGCCAGGCUUUGUGUUCAAAGGCAGACGCUGUGUCCCCAUAGAAACAUGUGGCUGUCUGGAGGGAGGUGACUACUAUGAGCCAGGAGAGAUCAUCUUUGGUGACGGCUGCUCCAAGCUGUGUCGUUGUGCUGGAAACUACAUCUUGGACUGUGUGGACAACUCCUGCUCUCCCACAGAGGAGUGUCGCAACGGAGCCUGCUAUCCUAAAGACACCUCUACCUGUAUCGCGUCUGGUGACCCUCACUACACCACCUUCGACAAGAAGAAGUACAACUUCAUGGGGAACUGCAGCUACCUGAUGUCAGAGCCCUGUAACCACACGUCAGUGCCUCACUACGAGGUGCAUGCUGACAACGAGAACCGCUUCAACAAACCAACCAUCUCCUACCUGAAGGCUGUUCAUGUGUACGUGCGUGGGGUGAAGAUCUCCAUCUUGAAGGGAGGCACCGUGCAGUUGGAUGGUAUCAAUGUGAACAUCCCACUGACCCCAGCUACAGGUGUGUCUGUUUUGAAGUCUGGUAAACACUACACUGUAGCCAUGGACUUUGGUGUGACUGUACGAUAUGACGGAAACCACUAUAUGGACAUCAAGGUCAUCAAGGACUAUAAGGACAAGCUGUGUGGACUGUGUGGAGACUACAACGGAAACUCCAACGAUGACUUCAGGAAACCCGACGGUUCUCUGACCACCAACCCCAAUGACUUUGGACACAGCUGGGUCACAGAUCCCAAUUGUAACAAGAAGCCCAACACCACCAUCCCAGGCUGUACUGAUGAUGAACUGGACAGGUAUGAGAGCUCUGGCUACUGCGGCAUGCUACUGGACAAGAAUGGACCGUUCGCUGUCUGUCACCCCAAGGUCAACCCCAAUAGUUUCUUCAAGGACUGUCUGUUUGACCUGUGCGAGCUGGAUGGUGCUCAACCCAUCCUGUGUGAGUCCAUCGAGUCGUACGUCAACGACUGUCAGGACCGAGGAGUCACCAUCGGAACCUGGAGGAACAGCACCUUCUGCCGUGAGUACAGAUCAGUGUUGGGGUCAAUUACAUUUCAUUCCAGUCAUUUCAGAAACACAUCAAAGACCAAACAAUACACUCUAACAACCUAUCUCCUAAUGUCUCCUCUUCCCUCCUUCUCUCCAGCUCUGACAUGCCCCCCCAACAGUCAGUACGUGCCCUGUGCCGCCCCUUGCCAGCCCACCUGUGCCUCCAGACCCUCCACAGGGUGUGAUGCUCCCUGUUCAGAGGGCUGUGUGUGUGACCCUGGUUACGUCCUCAGCGCCGGGAAGUGUGUCAAAGAGAACUCCUGUGGCUGCAAAGGCACCAACGGACAGUACUACGAGCCUGGUGAGGAGUGGUACCUGGAGGACUGUAAGCUGAAAUGUUAUUGUAACGCUCCCUUCGUCACCUGCAAUCCCUCUGAUUGCCCUCCAAUGCACGAGUGUAAGGUCCAGGGAGGAGAGCUGGACUGCUACCCUACAACCCCAACUACAGUCAAACCAACUACUCCCAUACCAACUACACCUAAACCAACUACUCCCAAACCUACUACCACAAAACCACCAGUGACGUGCCCUCCCAAUGCUGAGUAUUUAGAGUGUGGCCCUGCCUGCAUCCCCAGCUGUAAGGAACCCUCCACCAACUGCACUGGCUCCUGUAUCAGCGCGUGUUUCUGUAAGCCAGGCUUUGUGUUCAAAGGCAGACGCUGUGUCCCCAUAGAAACAUGUGGCUGUCUGGAGGGAGGUGACUACUAUGAGCCAGGAGAGAUCAUCUUUGGUGACGGCUGCUCCAAGCUGUGUCGUUGUGCUGGAAACUACAUCUUGGACUGUGUGGACAACUCCUGCUCUCCCACAGAGGAGUGUCGCAACGGAGCCUGCUAUCCUAAAGACACCUCUACCUGUAUCGCGUCUGGUGACCCUCACUACACCACCUUCGACAAGAAGAAGUACAACUUCAUGGGGAACUGCAGCUACCUGAUGUCAGAGCCCUGUAACCACACGUCAGUGCCUCACUACGAGGUGCAUGCUGACAACGAGAACCGCUUCAACAAACCAACCAUCUCCUACCUGAAGGCUGUUCAUGUGUACGUGCGUGGGGUGAAGAUCUCCAUCUUGAAGGGAGGCACCGUGCAGUUGGAUGGUAUCAAUGUGAACAUCCCACUGACCCCAGCUACAGGUGUGUCUGUUUUGAAGUCUGGUAAACACUACACUGUAGCCAUGGACUUUGGUGUGACUGUACGAUAUGACGGAAACCACUAUAUGGACAUCAAGGUCAUCAAGGACUAUAAGGACAAGCUGUGUGGACUGUGUGGAGACUACAACGGAAACUCCAACGAUGACUUCAGGAACCCCGAUGGUUCUCUGACCACCAACCCCAAUGACUUUGGACACAGCUGGGUCAUGGAUCCCAAUUGUAACAAGAAGCCCAACACCACCAUCCCAGGCUGUACUGAUGAUGAACUGGACAGGUAUGAGAGCUCUGGCUACUGCGGCAUGCUACUGGACAAGAACGGACCGUUCGCUGUCUGUCACCCCAAGGUCAACCCCAAUAGUUUCUUCAAGGACUGUCUGUUUGACCUGUGCGAGCUGGAUGGUGCUCAACCCAUCCUGUGUGAGUCCAUCGAGUCGUACGUCAACGACUGUCAGGACCGAGGAGUCACCAUCGGAACCUGGAGGAACAGCACCUUCUGCCGUGAGUACAGAUCAGUCUCUGACAUGCCCCCCAACAGUCAGUACGUGCCCUGUGCCGCCCCUUGCCAGCCCACCUGUGCCUCCAGACCCUCCACAGGGUGUGAUGCUCCCUGUUCAGAGGGCUGUGUGUGUGACCCUGGUUACGUCCUCAGCGCCAGGAAGUGUGUCAAAGAGAACUCCUGUGGCUGCAAAGGCACCAACGGACAGUACUACGAGCCUGGUGAGGAGUGGUACCUGGAGGACUGUAAGCUGAAAUGUUAUUGUAACGCUCCCUUCGUCACCUGCAAUCCCUCUGAUUGCCCUCCAAUGCACGAGUGUAAGGUCCAGGGAGGAGAGCUGGACUGCUACCCUACAACCCCAACUACAGUCAAACCAACUACUCCCAUACCAACUACACCUAAACCAACUACUCCCAAACCUACUACCACAAAACCACCAGUGACGUGCCCUCCCAAUGCUGAGUAUAUAGAGUGUGGCCCUGCCUGCAUCCCCAGCUGUAAGGAACCCUCCACCAACUGCACUGGCUCCUGUGACUACUAUGAGCCAGGAGAGAUCAUCUUUGGUGACGGCUGCUCCAAGCUGUGUCGUUGUGCUGGAAACUACAUCUUGGACUGUGUGGACAACUCCUGCUCUCCCACAGAGGAGUGUCGCAACGGAGCCUGCUAUCCUAAAGACACCUCUACCUGUAUCGCGUCUGGUGACCCUCACUACACCACCUUCGACAAGAAGAAGUACAACUUCAUGGGGAACUGCAGCUACCUGAUGUCAGAGCCCUGUAACCACACGUCAGUGCCUCACUACGAGGUGCAUGCUGACAACGAGAACCGCUUCAACAAACCAACCAUCUCCUACCUGAAGGCUGUUCAUGUGUACGUGCGUGGGGUGAAGAUCUCCAUCUUGAAGGGAGGCACCGUGCAGUUGGAUGGUAUCAAUGUGAACAUCCCACUGACCCCAGCUACAGGUGUGUCUGUUUUGAAGUCUGGUAAACACUACACUGUAGCCAUGGACUUUGGUGUGACUGUACGAUAUGACGGAAACCACUAUAUGGACAUCAAGGUCAUCAAGGACUAUAAGGACAAGCUGUGUGGACUGUGUGGAGACUACAACGGAAACUCCAACGAUGACUUCAGGAAACCCGACGGUUCUCUGACCACCAACCCCAAUGACUUUGGACACAGCUGGGUCACAGAUCCCAAUUGUAACAAGAAGCCCAACACCACCAUCCCAGGCUGUACUGAUGAUGAACUGGACAGGUAUGAGAGCUCUGGCUACUGCGGCAUGCUACUGGACAAGAACGGACCGUUCGCUGUCUGUCACCCCAAGGUCAACCCCAAUAGUUUCUUCAAGGACUGUCUGUUUGACCUGUGCGAGCUGGAUGGUGCUCAACCCAUCCUGUGUGAGUCCAUCGAGUCGUACGUCAACGACUGUCAGGACCGAGGAGUCACCAUCGGAACCUGGAGGAACAGCACCUUCUGCCCUCUGACAUGCCCCCCCAACAGUCAGUACGUGCCCUGUGCCGCCCCUUGCCAGCCCACCUGUGCCUCCAGACCCUCCACAGGGUGUGAUGCUCCCUGUUCAGAGGGCUGUGUGUGUGACCCUGGUUACGUCCUCAGCGCCGGGAAGUGUGUCAAAGAGAACUCCUGUGGCUGCAAAGGCACCAACGGACAGUACUACGAGCCUGGUGAGGAGUGGUACCUGGAGGACUGUAAGCUGAAAUGUUAUUGUAACGCUCCCUUCGUCACCUGCAAUCCCUCUGAUUGCCCUCCAAUGCACGAGUGUAAGGUCCAGGGAGGAGAGCUGGACUGCUACCCUACAACCCCAACUACAGUCAAACCAACUACUCCCAUACCAACUACACCUAAACCAACUACUCCCAAACCUACUACCACAAAACCACCAGUGACGUGCCCUCCCAAUGCUGAGUAUAUAGAGUGUGGCCCUGCCUGCAUCCCCAGCUGUAAGGAACCCUCCACCAACUGCACUGGCUCCUGUAUCAGCGCGUGUUUCUGUAAGCCAGGCUUUGUGUUCAAAGGCAGACGCUGUGUCCCCAUAGAAACAUGUGGCUGUCUGGAGGGAGGUGACUACUAUGAGCCAGGAGAGAUCAUCUUUGGUGACGGCUGCUCCAAGCUGUGUCGUUGUGCUGGAAACUACAUCUUGGACUGUGUGGACAACUCCUGCUCUCCCACAGAGGAGUGUCGCAACGGAGCCUGCUAUCCUAAAGACACCUCUACCUGUAUCGCGUCUGGUGACCCUCACUACACCACCUUCGACAAGAAGAAGUACAACUUCAUGGGGAACUGCAGCUACCUGAUGUCAGAGCCCUGUAACCACACGUCAGUGCCUCAAUACGAGGUGCAUGCUGACAACGAGAACCGCUUCAACAAACCAACCAUCUCCUACCUGAAGGCUGUUCAUGUGUACGUGCGUGGGGUGAAGAUCUCCAUCUUGAAGGGAGGCACCGUGCAGUUGGAUGGUAUCAAUGUGAACAUCCCACUGACCCCAGCUACAGGUGUGUCUGUUUUGAAGUCUGGUAAACACUACACUGUAGCCAUGGACUUUGGUGUGACUGUACGAUAUGACGGAAACCACUAUAUGGACAUCAAGGUCAUCAAGGACUAUAAGGACAAGCUGUGUGGACUGUGUGGAGACUACAACGGAAACUCCAACGAUGACUUCAGGAAACCCGACGGUUCUCUGACCACCAACCCCAAUGACUUUGGACACAGCUGGGUCACAGAUCCCAAUUGUAACAAGAAGCCCAACACCACCAUCCCAGGCUGUACUGAUGAUGAACUGGACAGGUAUGAGAGCUCUGGCUACUGCGGCAUGCUACUGGACAAGAACGGACCGUUCGCUGUCUGUCACCCCAAGGUCAACCCCAAUAGUUUCUUCAAGGACUGUCUGUUUGACCUGUGCGAGCUGGAUGGUGCUCAACCCAUCCUGUGUGAGUCCAUCGAGUCGUACGUCAACGACUGUCAGGACCGAGGAGUCACCAUCGGAACCUGGAGGAACAGCACCUUCUGCCCUCUGACAUGCCCCCCCAACAGUCAGUACGUGCCCUGUGCCGCCCCUUGCCAGCCCACCUGUGCCUCCAGACCCUCCACAGGGUGUGAUGCUCCCUGUUCAGAGGGCUGUGUGUGUGACCCUGGUUACGUCCUCAGCGCCGGGAAGUGUGUCAAAGAGAACUCCUGUGGCUGCAAAGGCACCAACGGACAGUACUACGAGCCUGGUGAGGAGUGGUAUCUGGAGGACUGUAAGCUGAAAUGUUAUUGUAACGCUCCCUUCGUCACCUGCAAUCCCUCUGAUUGCCCUCCAAUGCACGAGUGUAAGGUCCAGGGAGGAGAGCUGGACUGCUACCCUACAACCCCAACUACAGUCAAACCAACUACUCCCAUACCAACUACACCUAAACCAACUACUCCCAAACCUACUACCACAAAACCACCAGUGACGUGCCCUCCCAAUGCUGAGUAUAUAGAGUGUGGCCCUGCCUGCAUCCCCAGCUGUAAGGAACCCUCCACCAACUGCACUGGCUCCUGUAUCAGCGCGUGUUUCUGUAAGCCAGGCUUUGUGUUCAAAGGCAGACGCUGUGUCCCCAUAGAAACAUGUGGCUGUCUGGAGGGAGGUGACUACUAUGAGCCAGGAGAGAUCAUCUUUGGUGACGGCUGCUCCAAGCUGUGUCGUUGUGCUGGAAACUACAUCUUGGACUGUGUGGACAACUCCUGCUCUCCCACAGAGGAGUGUCGCAACGGAGCCUGCUAUCCUAAAGACACCUCUACCUGUAUCGCGUCUGGUGACCCUCACUACACCACCUUCGACAAGAAGAAGUACAACUUCAUGGGGAACUGCAGCUACCUGAUGUCAGAGCCCUGUAACCACACGUCAGUGCCUCACUACGAGGUGCAUGCUGACAACGAGAACCGCUUCAACAAACCAACCAUCUCCUACCUGAAGGCUGUUCAUGUGUACGUGCGUGGGGUGAAGAUCUCCAUCUUGAAGGGAGGCACCGUGCAGUUGGAUGGUAUCAAUGUGAACAUCCCACUGACCCCAGCUACAGGUGUGUCUGUUUUGAAGUCUGGUAAACACUACACUGUAGCCAUGGACUUUGGUGUGACUGUACGAUAUGACGGAAACCACUAUAUGGACAUCAAGGUCAUCAAGGACUAUAAGGACAAGCUGUGUGGACUGUGUGGAGACUACAACGGAAACUCCAACGAUGACUUCAGGAAACCCGACGGUUCUCUGACCACCAACCCCAAUGACUUUGGACACAGCUGGGUCACAGAUCCCAAUUGUAACAAGAAGCCCAACACCACCAUCCCAGGCUGCACUGAUGAUGAACUGGACAGGUAUGAGAGCUCUGGCUACUGCGGCAUGCUACUGGACAAGAACGGACCGUUCGCUGUCUGUCACCCCAAGGUCAACCCAAAUAGUUUCUUCAAGGACUGUCUGUUUGACCUGUGCGAGCUGGAUGGUGCUCAACCCAUCCUGUGUGAGUCCAUCGAGUCGUACGUCAACGACUGUCAGGACCGAGGAGUCACCAUCGGAACCUGGAGGAACAGCACCUUCUGCCCUCUGACAUGCCCCCCCAACAGUCAGUACGUGCCCUGUGCCGCCCCUUGCCAGCCCACCUGUGCCUCCAGACCCUCCACAGGGUGUGAUGCUCCCUGUUCAGAGGGCUGUGUGUGUGACCCUGGUUACGUCCUCAGCGCCGGGAAGUGUGUCAAAGAGAACUCCUGUGGCUGCAAAGGCACCAACGGACAGUACUACGAGCCUGGUGAGGAGUGGUACCUGGAGGACUGUAAGCUGAAAUGUUAUUGUAACGCUCCCUUCGUCACCUGCAAUCCCUCUGAUUGCCCUCCAAUGCACGAGUGUAAGGUCCAGGGAGGAGAGCUGGACUGCUACCCUACAACCCCAACUACAGUCAAACCAACUACUCCCAUACCAACUACACCUAAACCAACUACUCCCAAACCUACUACCACAAAACCACCAGUGACGUGCCCUCCCAAUGCUGAGUAUAUAGAGUGUGGCCCUGCCUGCAUCCCCAGCUGUAAGGAACCCUCCACCAACUGCACUGGCUCCUGUAUCAGCGCGUGUUUCUGUAAGCCAGGCUUUGUGUUCAAAGGCAGACGCUGUGUCCCCAUAGAAACAUGUGGCUGUCUGGAGGGAGGUGACUACUAUGAGCCAGGAGAGAUCAUCUUUGGUGACGGCUGCUCCAAGCUGUGUCGUUGUGCUGGAAACUACAUCUUGGACUGUGUGGACAACUCCUGCUCUCCCACAGAGGAGUGUCGCAACGGAGCCUGCUAUCCUAAAGACACCUCUACCUGUAUCGCGUCUGGUGACCCUCACUACACCACCUUCGACAAGAAGAAGUACAACUUCAUGGGGAACUGCAGCUACCUGAUGUCAGAGCCCUGUAACCACACGUCAGUGCCUCACUACGAGGUGCAUGCUGACAACGAGAACCGCUUCAACAAACCAACCAUCUCCUACCUGAAGGCUGUUCAUGUGUACGUGCGUGGGGUGAAGAUCUCCAUCUUGAAGGGAGGCACCGUGCAGUUGGAUGGUAUCAAUGUGAACAUCCCACUGACCCCAGCUACAGGUGUGUCUGUUUUGAAGUCUGGUAAACACUACACUGUAGCCAUGGACUUUGGUGUGACUGUACGAUAUGACGGAAACCACUAUAUGGACAUCAAGGUCAUCAAGGACUAUAAGGACAAGCUGUGUGGACUGUGUGGAGACUACAACGGAAACUCCAACGAUGACUUCAGGAAACCCGACGGUUCUCUGACCACCAACCCCAAUGACUUUGGACACAGCUGGGUCACGGAUCCCAAUUGUAACAAGAAGCCCAACACCACCAUCCCAGGCUGUACUGAUGAUGAACUGGACAGGUAUGAGAGCUCUGGCUACUGCGGCAUGCUACUGGACAAGAACGGACCGUUCGCUGUCUGUCACCCCAAGGUCAACCCAAAUAGUUUCUUCAAGGACUGUCUGUUUGACCUGUGCGAGCUGGAUGGUGCUCAACCCAUCCUGUGUGAGUCCAUCGAGUCGUACGUCAACGACUGUCAGGACCGAGGAGUCACCAUCGGAACCUGGAGGAACAGCACCUUCUGCCCUCUGACAUGCCCCCCCAACAGUCAGUACGUGCCCUGUGCCGCCCCUUGCCAGCCCACCUGUGCCUCCAGACCCUCCACAGGGUGUGAUGCUCCCUGUUCAGAGGGCUGUGUGUGUGACCCUGGUUACGUCCUCAGCGCCGGGAAGUGUGUCAAAGAGAACUCAUGUGGCUGCAAAGGCACCAACGGACAGUACUACGAGCCUGGUGAGGAGUGGUACCUGGAGGACUGUAAGCUGAAAUGUUAUUGUAACGCUUUCGUCACCUGCAAUCCCUCUGAUUGCCCUCCAAUGCACGAGUGUAAGGUCCAGGGAGGAGAGCUGGACUGCUACCCUACAACCCCAACUACAGUCAAACCAACUACUCCCAUACCAACUACACCUAAACCAACUACUCCCAAACCUACUACCACAAAACCACCAGUGACGUGCCCUCCCAAUGCUGAGUAUAUAGAGUGUGGCCCUGCCUGCAUCCCCAGCUGUAAGGAACCCUCCACCAACUGCACUGGCUCCUGUAUCAGCGCGUGUUUCUGUAAGCCAGGCUUUGUGUUCAAAGGCAGACGUUGUGUCCCCAUAGAAACAUGUGGCUGUCUGGAGGGAGGUGACUACUAUGAGCCAGGAGAGAUCAUCUUUGGUGACGGCUGCUCCAAGCUGUGUCGUUGUGCUGGAAACUACAUCUUGGACUGUGUGGACAACUCCUGCUCUCCCACAGAGGAGUGUCGCAACGGAGCCUGCUAUCCUAAAGACACCUCUACCUGUAUCGCGUCUGGUGACCCUCACUACACCACCUUCGACAAGAAGAAGUACAACUUCAUGGGGAACUGCAGCUACCUGAUGUCAGAGCCCUGUAACCACACGUCAGUGCCUCACUACGAGGUGCAUGCUGACAACGAGAACCGCUUCAACAAACCAACCAUCUCCUACCUGAAGGCUGUUCAUGUGUACGUGCGUGGGGUGAAGAUCUCCAUCUUGAAGGGAGGCACCGUGCAGUUGGAUGGUAUCAAUGUGAACAUCCCACUGACCCCAGCUACAGGUGUGUCUGUUUUGAAGUCUGGUAAACACUACACUGUAGCCAUGGACUUUGGUGUGACUGUACGAUAUGACGGAAACCACUAUAUGGACAUCAAGGUCAUCAAGGACUAUAAGGACAAGCUGUGUGGACUGUGUGGAGACUACAACGGAAACUCCAACGAUGACUUCAGGAAACCCGACGGUUCUCUGACCACCAACCCCAAUGACUUUGGACACAGCUGGGUCACAGAUCCCAAUUGUAACAAGAAGCCCAACACCACCAUCCCAGGCUGUACUGAUGAUGAACUGGACAGGUAUGAGAGCUCUGGCUACUGCGGCAUGCUACUGGACAAGAACGGACCGUUCGCUGUCUGUCACCCCAAGGUCAACCCCAAUAGUUUCUUCAAGGACUGUCUGUUUGACCUGUGCGAGCUGGAUGGGGCUCAACCCAUCCUGUGUGAGUCCAUCGAGUCGUACGUCAACGACUGUCAGGACCGAGGAGUCACCAUCGGAACCUGGAGGAACAGCACCUUCUGCCCUCUGACAUGCCCCCCCAACAGUCAGUACGUGCCCUGUGCCGCCCCUUGCCAGCCCACCUGUGCCUCCAGACCCUCCACAGGGUGUGAUGCUCCCUGUUCAGAGGGCUGUGUGUGUGACCCUGGUUACGUCCUCAGCGCCGGGAAGUGUGUCAAAGAGAACUCAUGUGGCUGCAAAGGCACCAACGGACAGUACUACGAGCCUGGUGAGGAGUGGUACCUGGAGGACUGUAAGCUGAAAUGUUAUUGUAACGCUCCCUUCGUCACCUGCAAUCCCUCUGAUUGCCCUCCAAUGCACGAGUGUAAGGUCCAGGGAGGAGAGCUGGACUGCUACCCUACAACCCCAACUACAGUCAAACCAACUACUCCCAUACCAACUACACCUAAACCAACUACUCCCAAACCUACUACCACAAAACCACCAGUGACAUGCCCUCCCAAUGCUGAGUAUAUAGAGUGUGGCCCUGCCUGCAUCCCCAGCUGUAAGGAACCCUCCACCAACUGCACUGGCUCCUGUAUCAGCGCGUGUUUCUGUAAGCCAGGCUUUGUGUUCAAAGGCAGACGCUGUGUCCCCAUAGAAACAUGUGGCUGUCUGGAGGGAGGUGACUACUAUGAGCCAGGAGAGAUCAUCUUUGGUGACGGCUGCUCCAAGCUGUGUCGUUGUGCUGGAAACUACAUCUUGGACUGUGUGGACAAUUCCUGCUCUCCCACAGAGGAGUGUCGCAACGGAGCCUGCUAUCCUAAAGACACCUCUACCUGUAUCGCGUCUGGUGACCCUCACUACACCACCUUCGACAAGAAGAAGUACAACUUCAUGGGGAACUGCAGCUACCUGAUGUCAGAGCCCUGUAACCACACGUCAGUGCCUCACUACGAGGUGCAUGCUGACAACGAGAACCGCUUCAACAAACCAACCAUCUCCUACCUGAAGGCUGUUCAUGUGUACGUGCGUGGGGUGAAGAUCUCCAUCUUGAAGGGAGGCACCGUGCAGUUGGAUGGUAUCAAUGUGAACAUCCCACUGACCCCAGCUACAGGUGUGUCUGUUUUGAAGUCUGGUAAACACUACACUGUAGCCAUGGACUUUGGUGUGACUGUACGAUAUGAUGGAAACCACUAUAUGGACAUCAAGGUCAUCAAGGACUAUAAGGACAAGCUGUGUGGACUGUGUGGAGACUACAACGGAAACUCCAACGAUGACUUCAGGAAACCCGACGGUUCUCUGACCACCAACCCCAAUGACUUUGGACACAGCUGGGUCACAGAUCCCAAUUGUAACAAGAAGCCCAACACCACCAUCCCAGGCUGUACUGAUGAUGAACUGGACAGGUAUGAGAGCUCUGGCUACUGCGGCAUGCUACUGGACAAGAACGGACCGUUCGCUGUCUGUCACCCCAAGGUCAACCCCAAUAGUUUCUUCAAGGACUGUCUGUUUGACCUGUGCGAGCUGGAUGGGGCUCAACCCAUCCUGUGUGAGUCCAUCGAAUCGUACGUCAACGACUGUCAGGACCGAGGAGUCACCAUCGGAACCUGGAGGAACAGCACCUUCUGCCCUCUGACAUGCCCCCCAACAGUCAGUACGUGCCCUGUGCCGCCCCUUGCCAGCCCACCUGUGCCUCCAGACCCUCCACAGGGUGUGAUGCUCCCUGUUCAGGGCUGUGUGUGUGACCCUGGUUACGUCCUCAGCGCCGGGAAGUGUGUCAAAGAGAACUCCUGUGGCUGCAAAGGCACCAACGGACAGUACUACGAGCCUGGUGAGGAGUGGUACCUGGAGGACUGUAAGCUGAAAUGUUAUUGUAACGCUCCCUUCGUCACCUGCAAUCCCUCUGAUUGCCCUCCAAUGCACGAGUGUAAGGUCCAGGGAGGAGAGCUGGACUGCUACCCUACAACCCCAACUACUGUCAAACCAACUACUCCCAUACCAACUACACCUAAACCAACUACUCCCAAACCUACUACCACAAAACCACCAGUGACGUGCCCUCCCAAUGCUGAGUAUAUAGAGUGUGGCCCUGCCUGCAUCCCCAGCUGUAAGGAACCCUCCACCAACUGCACUGGCUCCUGUAUCAGCGCGUGUUUCUGUAAGCCAGGCUUUGUGUUCAAAGGCAGACGCUGUGUCCCCAUAGAAACAUGUGGCUGUCUGGAGGGAGGUGACUACUAUGAGCCAGGAGAGAUCAUCUUUGGUGACGGCUGCUCCAAGCUGUGUCGUUGUGCUGGAAACUACAUCUUGGACUGUGUGGACAAUUCCUGCUCUCCCACAGAGGAGUGUCGCAACGGAGCCUGCUAUCCUAAAGACACCUCUACCUGUAUCGCGUCUGGUGACCCUCACUACACCACCUUCGACAAGAAGAAGUACAACUUCAUGGGGAACUGCAGCUACCUGAUGUCAGAGCCCUGUAACCACACGUCAGUGCCUCACUACGAGGUGCAUGCUGACAACGAGAACCGCUUCAACAAACCAACCAUCUCCUACCUGAAGGCUGUUCAUGUGUACGUGCGUGGGGUGAAGAUCUCCAUCUUGAAGGGAGGCACCGUGCAGUUGGAUGGUAUCAAUGUGAACAUCCCACUGACCCCAGCUACAGGUGUGUCUGUUUUGAAGUCUGGUAAACACUACACUGUAGCCAUGGACUUUGGUGUGACUGUACGAUAUGAUGGAAACCACUAUAUGGACAUCAAGGUCAUCAAGGACUAUAAGGACAAGCUGUGUGGACUGUGUGGAGACUACAACGGAAACUCCAACGAUGACUUCAGGAAACCCGACGGUUCUCUGACCACCAACCCCAAUGACUUUGGAUAUAGCUGGGUCACAGAUCCCAAUUGUAACAAGAAGCCCAACACCACCAUCCCAGGCUGUACUGAUGAUGAACUGGACAGGUAUGAGAGCUCUGGCUACUGCGGCAUGCUACUGGACAAGAACGGACCGUUCGCUGUCUGUCACCCCAAGGUCAACCCCAAUAGUUUCUUCAAGGACUGUCUGUUUGACCUGUGCGAGCUGGAUGGUGCUCAACCCAUCCUGUGUGAGUCCAUCGAGUCGUACGUCAACGACUGUCAGGACCGAGGAGUCACCAUCGGAACCUGGAGGAACAGCACCUUCUGCCCUCUGACAUGCCCCCCCAACAGUCAGUACGUGCCCUGUGCCGCCCCUUGCCAGCCCACCUGUGCCUCCAGACCCUCCACAGGGUGUGAUGCUCCCUGUUCAGAGGGCUGUGUGUGUGACCCUGGUUACGUCCUCAGCGCCGGGAAGUGUGUCAAAGAGAACUCCUGUGGCUGCAAAGGCACCAACGGACAGUACUACGAGCCUGGUGAGGAGUGGUACCUGGAGGACUGUAAGCUGAAAUGUUAUUGUAACGCUCCCUUCGUCACCUGCAAUCCCUCUGAUUGCCCUCCAAUGCACGAGUGUAAGGUCCAGGGAGGAGAGCUGGACUGCUACCCUACAAGUUCCCAGGACUGUGUGAUCUCUGGAGACCCCCACUACAAUACAUUUGAUGAUAGGUUCUACAGCUUCAUGGGGACCUGCACCUACACCCUGGCCAGGUCCUGCAAGAACAACACAGGUCCCUGGUUCUCUGUGGAGGGUAAGAACGAGGAGCGAGGUCUGGCUGGAGUGUCCUACCUGAAAAAGCUCUACGUCACUGUCGAUGGAAUCACUGUCACACUAAUGAAGAGCAGGAAGACUCUGGUGAAUGGAAAGCGAGUGUCCCUCCCUCACUCCCCCUCUCCGCUCAUCUCUCUAUCGCUGGCGGGUCAGUACGUCACGCUGCUGACUCCGUUCGGCCUCAAGGUGCGCUGGGACGGAAACCACUACGCCCAGAUCUCAGUGCCCAGCUCCUACUCUGACAAGAUGUGUGGUCUGUGCGGCGACUACGACGGUAACCCGAACAACGACUUCACCAAGCCGGACGGAUCCCAGGUCACCACCUCCAAGGACUUUGGAAACAGCUGGAAGACCGAGGAAGAUGAGGAUGUCACAUGCAAACCCGACACCGACCCAGAUCCACUCUGUGAUCCCUCACUAGAGGCAGAGGUUUCCAAACCUGAGAACUGUGGGAAAUUAACCGACACCAAAGGACCCUUCAGGGAGUGCAUAGCGUUGGUGGACCCUAGUCCGUUCUUCCAGAGCUGUGUGUAUGACAUGUGUCGCUUCGUGGGCCAACAGCAGAUGCUGUGUGACCAGCUUCAGGUGUAUACCGACGCCUGCCUGAGCGCAGGGAUCAAGGUCCACCCCUGGAGGGAGACAGAUUUCUGCCCCCUGGCCUGUCCUCCCAACAGUUCUUACUCCAUGUGUGUGAGCUCCUGUCCAGAGACAUGUCUGGGUGUCAGCGGCCCCCCUGGUUGCUCCGAGGUGUGUGUGGAGGGGUGUGAGUGUAACCGUGGCUUUAUCCUCAGUGACGACAAGUGUGUUCCUGUUAAAGACUGUGGCUGUGUCAACUCCUCUGGAGACUACCAUCCUGUGGGGGACGCCUGGUACCUGGAGGGCUGUAAGGAGAAGUGUGUGUGUCUGGGUGGAGGGGUGCUACAGUGUCACAACACCUCCUGUACCCUGGCAGAGAGCUGCGGCCUGCAGGAUGGGGAGUUAGGAUGUUACCCACUGGAAACAGGUAUCUGCACUGUACAGGGCGACCCUCACUACACCUCUUUCGAUAAAAAGGUGCAUAACUUCAUGGGUUCCUGUUCCUACACUCUCACCAAGCCGUGCAAUGAGUCCUCCGGCUUGCCGUACUUCACCGUCGACACGCAGAACGAGCACCGAGGCAGCAACAAGAAGGUGUCGUACGUCCGAGCCGUCAUGGUCAAGGUCUCCGGGAUGACCGUCAUCUUGGGAAAGGGACGCAAAAUACAGGUCAACAGUACCCUGGUGACCCCUCCCGUGACUCUGAACAAUGGGGUGAAGGUCUACCUGAGCGGGAAGUUCGUUGUGUUGGAGACGACCUUUGGCCUGCGGGUGAGGUUCGAUGGUAACCACCACGCUGACGUCACGCUGCCCUCCUUCUACAACCAACUGCUCUGUGGACUUUGUGGAAACUUCAAUGACCAACCUGGUGAUGACAACAUCAAGCCAGAUGGUAAACCAGCCGUCAACACCAACGAACUGGGAGAGAGCUGGCAGGUACCCGACGACCGCCCCGACUGCACCCACGGUGGAGGAGAGGAGGAGUGUGUUCCCAAGGUGGAGGCAGAGGCUGUGAAACCUACCAGCUGUGGGAUGAUCAGUGACCCUAACGGUAUCUUCAAGCCGUGCCACGCGGUGGUUCCCCCCAACAUCUACCAGGAGAACUGUGUGUACGACCAGUGUGCUACAGGAGGGGAGACGGUGGCUCUGUGCCAGGCUAUAGAGAGUUACGCUGACCUGUGUGCCUUGGCUGGAGUACCCAUCGCAUGGAGGAACAACACCUUCUGUCCUCUGAAGUGUCUCCCAGGCAGCCACUACGAGCCCUGUGGUAGCGCCUGUCCCUCCAGCUGUCAGAACCCUGGUUUCAACUCCACCUGUAACCAGCCCUGUGUAGAGGGGUGUGUGUGUGACCUCGGACUGCUCCUCAGCGGAGACAAGUGUGUCCCACCCAGCCAGUGUGGCUGCACCGACGAGGAUAACAACUAUAGACCGGUGGGAGACAGUUGGUUCACUGAGCUGGACUGUUCGGAGCGUUGUAGGUGUAACCCUGGCAGCAACAUGACCUGUGAGCCGUGGCAGUGUAGCCCCGCCCAGGAGUGUAAGGUGUUGGAGGGAGAGCUGGGAUGUUUCUCAGCAGGUUUGGCUGUGUGUCAUGUGUCUGGAGAUCCUCACUACUACACCUUCGACGCUGUCAUGCACACCUUUAUGGGUACCUGUACCUACACCCUGGUAGAGGUGUGUAACUCCACCAAGGUAACUCCGUUCACCAUCGUGGCGAAGAAUGAGGAGCGCGGCCAACCAGAGGCGUCUUACGUGCACUCUGUUACAAUCUACCUUCCCAACGCCAACGUCACGCUACAGAAGAGCCGCAGAGUUCUGUUGAACGGGCACAGGGUGCGUACUCCUCUGUCCAUCGAUGUGGCCGGUGCCAGGGUCUUGAGUAGUGGUGUCUACAUUCUACUGGACACUAACUUUGGCCUGAAGGUGAAGUUUGAUGGAGUCCAUCACCUGGAGAUCAUCGUCCCUGGAGAGUACUUCAACAAGGUGUGUGGUAUGUGUGGUAACUUCAACAUGAACACGUCUGAUGACAACCUGAAACCAGAUGGAAAGCCGGCCAAGGACGUGAUGGAACUGGGCAACAGCUGGAAGUCAGAGGGAGACUCAGACCCAGGAUGCUCGACAGAUGAGCGUCCCAGCAUCCACCCCAACUGCACGACAGAAGAAGAGAACCAGUACGAGACCCUGUGUUCUUCUGUUGUCCUCGGAGACAAGUUCAAGCCCUGCCACUCUUUACUGUCCCCAGAGGCUUUCCUGGGGAACUGUGUGUAUGACAUGUGUGAAUACGAUGGCAUGCAGGCCACACUGUGUGAUAACGUGGAAGCAUAUGCCCAAGCCUGUCAGUCAGCCGGGGUCACCAUCAGCUGGAGGAACAAUACAUUCUGUCCCCUGCCGUGCCCCCCCAAUAGCCACUACUCUGACUGCACGGCCCCCUGCCCCCCCACCUGCUCUGACCUGUUCCCCACGCUCUGCCACCUGCCCUCAACCACCUGCGUCGAGGGAUGCCAGUGUGACGCAGGGUUUGUCCUCAGUGAUGUGCAGUGUGUUCCUCUGGCCAAGUGUGGCUGUGUGGACAGAGUGGGAGAGUACCAUGAUGUGGGUGACUCGUGGUUGACUGACCACUGUGAUGGCCAGUGUACCUGUAACCUGGGAGGCUCCAUAACCUGCUCAGACGUUAAAUGUCCCGACAAUUCUAUCUGCAUUCUGGACAAAUAUGGAGAACUCUACUGCAAACCUGAGAAGUUUGACAGGUGCAAUAUCCACGGUGACCCCCACUACCGUACGUUCGAUGGGCUCACCCACCACUUCCAGGGCCCCUACACCUACACCCUGACCCAGGGUCACGACCUCCCCAGCUCACUGGUCGAUCUGCAGGUGCGGGGGAAGAACGUCCGUCGUGGUGGCAGCAGGAAGGUCUCCUACCUGGAUGAGGUGUAUGUAGAUGUCUACGGAGUCAGUAUCCGCUUCCUGCAGAAGAAAGUAGUACUGGUGAACGGAGAGCGUGUGGCUCUUCCUCUCAGUCCUAGAGGCGGCCUGACCAUCACGAUAAACUCAAAGAACGUCCAGCUGGUCGCCGACUUCGGCAUGACCGUACGCUUCGACGGCAAGCAGCACGGAGAGGUGAUCCUACCCAGUACGUACAGAGACAGGGUGAGGGGUCUGUGUGGGAACUAUGAUGGGGUCUCCAGGAAUGAGUACAUGAAACCAGAUGGAACCGUGACGCGGAACCUUGAAGAGUUUGGAAGUAGCUGGAGGGUGACUGACAGGCAGGGGGUGGAGCCAGUGACAUCAGAACUCCCCAAGAUGGUGCACCUGCACAGGCGUGAUGUGGAGACCGACCCAGAGACAGGCUUUGAGACAGCAGGUUGUACUGACGCUCAGCUGGCUGAGUUCAAUGGUAUUAAACAGUGUGGAGCUGUAUCAGACCCUACAGGACACUUCGCUGCCUGCCAUGCAUCACUACUCCCCUACAGCUUCCAGGAGGACUGUUUGUUUGACCUGUGUGCGGAUCAGGAAACCGCCUCCCUGCGUUGUGACAGUUAUGAGGUGUACGCCCUGGCCUGCCAAGAGGCUGGAGUUAAACUGGGCAACUGGAGACAACAGCUGGGCUGUGUCCUGAGCUGUGUAGCCAACAGUGCCUACUCUGAGUGUAUGACCCCUUGCCCUGCCUCCUGCGCUGAUCUGGCCGCGCCCUCCGAGUGUGACGUCACUGCCUGUGUUGAGGGGUGCCAGUGUUCCCCAGGAUUCACCAUGAGCGGAGGCAUUUGUGUUCCCUACAGCGAGUGUGGCUGCACCUACCUGGAUAGAUACUACCCUCUUAAAGAGAGGUUUGUGACAGAGGACUGUGCCCUGUCCUGUGAGAGUACGCCCUCGGGCGCCGUGUGCCAACCUAAAGGCUGUUCCGACACACACGUCUGUACUAUCUUCAACUUCACACGUGACUGCUACAAAAAGAGCCUGUGUCUGAGUGACCCCUGUCUGAACAACGGUAUUUGCUCUGAGAUUACAGUAGAUUUAUUCAGCUGUCAGUGUCCAGAGGGUUUCGAGGGCAACCUGUGUGAGAUUGAGAAGACGGAUACCAGCGUAGGCCUGGAUAAGAACACGAUCAUAUUCAUCGCAGUCCUGGUGCCUCUGGGAAUCAUCAUCAUAGCACUGAUCUGUGUGUUAUGCUAUAAAUGCUGUGGAAAGAACAAAAUAAAUAAGUAUUAUUGUGACAGCACAGAUUCAAAACAUGGGAAGCCAGCGAAAGAGAAAAGCAGGAGAAAAACACCUGUCCCACCUAUUCAGCUGAUUUAUUGCAGAGGCACCCAGUACAACAUGCAUCUUAAGGACAGCAACGUCAAAUACGACAACUUCGGCAACAAUGAGAAGAACGCAAGCAACAAUGUGACUCCCAUGUAGCUGGAGAGAGAGAGAGAGAGAGAGAGAAUACAAGAGUUCCAUGUUUACUGGCAGAUGAAUGUACAGAGGUCACACACAAACACAAGCUAGACCCUAACAGUGGCAUGAUACUCAAUAAUAAUACAUGUCAUUUAGCAGAUGCGUGCAUACAAUUAUACUAUUAUUUUUUGUAAAUGGGUGGCCCCAAGAAUCAAACCUACUAUACUGGCAUUGUAAAAGCCAUGCUCUACCAACUGAUCUACUGAGGACCACUCUGUAAAUCCAGUAAAAUGCUGGCAAGUUUACUUUAAAAUGCAUUUUAAAAUGCACACAAAUUCAUAGCAGUCCGUAACGUCAAUGUUAAAUAUUUGUUCCAAUAUUAUUUGUAGAAUUUGUGAAUAUUAUUAUAUAUUACCUGCUUUUAUUAACAUAUUCAUGCUUUUGUUGUUGUAAUUUGAUCAUGUGCGAAAUAUGAGAUGUCAGAAAAGAUCCAAGGAAAAGUGAAAUUAUUAAAUGCCUAAAGUGCCUGAGAUGUUAUUGAUUGAAUUAAAUUAUGUUGCUGCAAGCAUAAAA